Molecule: messenger RNA, 2058 nt
Organism: Sinocyclocheilus anshuiensis
Lineage: Eukaryota; Metazoa; Chordata; Actinopteri; Cypriniformes; Cyprinidae
Product: 5'-AMP-activated protein kinase subunit gamma-1-like
Exons: 12
Coding region: 240-1253 (337 amino acids)
Biological process (GO): regulation of catalytic activity; protein phosphorylation
Cellular component (GO): nucleotide-activated protein kinase complex; nucleus; cytoplasm
Molecular function (GO): AMP binding; protein kinase regulator activity; protein kinase binding
Source: RefSeq, a predicted model, not a curated record
GCGCUCCUACGUGCCUGCUCUCGCGCUGUCUGUCAGUGUCAAACAAGACACCUUUACACCACAUUUAACCGGACUCGUACAGUAAUAUCCUAAAAUAGGUGGUCUUCUCUUCACCACUGUGCCGUCGCUUUGUCUGUCCAUCGGACCUACUGCGUUUAGAGGGAGCGUCGCGGCUUAAAUAACCGACUGACCUCAAUUGAUCCUAAUAUAGCUCGGGUGAAGCGGGAUCAGAUGGACAAAUGGACACUGGCACGCAGGACGAUUGCCAUGAGGACUAUUUAAUGAACAGCACAGACCCCGAUCCAAAUGCAGAAGCUUAUAUGAACUUUAUGAAGAAACACUGUUGUUAUGAUGCAAUUCCCACCAGCUGCAAACUGGUCAUUUUUGACACCACACUGCAGGUGAAGAAGGCCUUUUUUGCUUUGGUUGCGAAUGGCCUGAGAGCAGCCCCUCUCUGGGACAACAAACUGCAGAGAUUUGUAGGUAUGCUGACAAUCACAGAUUUCAUCAAUAUUCUUCAUCGGUAUUACAGGUCACCUGUGGUUCAGAUCUAUGAAUUGGAGGAGCACAAGAUUGAGACAUGGAGAGGUGAUUCAUUUCAAAACGUCUAUCUGCAAUAUCACGAUCAGUGUCUCAUCAGUAUCACACCCGAUGCGAGCCUCUUUGAUGCAGUCUACUCUUUACUGAAACACAAAAUCCACAGGCUGCCGGUCAUCGAUCCAGAGUCUGGAAAUGUCCUUCACAUAUUGACCCAUAAGAGAAUCCUCAAGUUCCUUCAUAUAUUUGGAGCUGCAGUGCCUAAGCCACGCUCCUUGAAGAUGCAAAUUCAAGAUGCAGGAAUAGGAACUUUCACAGAUGUGGCGACUGUCUCACAGACAGCCACUGUGUACGAUGCACUUUCUGUGUUUGUUGAGCGACAUGUGUCCGCUCUCCCGGUGGUGGAUGACGAUGGCAAGGUGGUUGCCCUGUAUUCCAGAUUUGACGUGAUUAAUCUCGCAGCGCAGAAAACCUACAAUAACCUGAGCAUGAGCAUGCAGGAGGCCAUGCGGAGGAGACGCUGUUAUGUGGAAGGAGUCAUUAAAUGUUACCCUGAUGAGACUUUGGAGACUGUUAUUGCCAGAAUAGUCAAGGCAGAGGUCCAUAGGCUGGUGCUUGUGGACAGAGAUGACGUGGUACGGGGUAUAAUCUCUCUUUCAGACCUGCUGCAGGCCAUUGUUUUAUCUCCAGCAGGUAUUGAUGCCCUGUUUUCCUAACCUGUUCCCUCAUCUAACCUGCACUAGUAUCCAGGUAGGCUUUACUCUGCCUUCCUAGCCCAGCUAUGCCGAUACUUGCAUUGCUACUGUGCAUAGUACUAGUCAAACGUUUGGACACACCUACUUAUUCUCUAUUAGGACUAUUUUACACGAUUCAGAACAAACAUAAAAUCAUCAAAACUAUAAAAUAACAUGGAAGUGUGGGGGGAAAACAACAACAACUAUCUUUUAUUUGAAGUGCGUAAUGGGAAGUUUUACACACUAUUUUAUUAAUAAUAAUAAUACCUUUUAUUUAUAGGUGCCUUUCAAGACACUAAAGGACACCGUACAAUAUAAAACAAAACAAUAAACAUACAAAACGCGAACGUUAUAACACAUUAAACAAGCAGAUCAUUAAAAGCUAUUCUAAACAAAUACGUUUUUAUCUGAGCUUUAAAAUGGGAAAUUGAAUCCAGCUGGCGAAUGUGCAAAGGUAAAGAGUUCCAUAACUUCGGCGCUGCUCAACUAAAAGCCCUACCACCAAAGGAACUCAUCUUGAAGUUUGGAACAGACAAUACGUCUGCAAAAGAUGAUCUCAAAGAGCGCAAAGGAGUAUACAAAUGAAGAAGAUCUGAAAGAGGUGCCAAAUUAUGAAGAGCUUUGUACGUAAGAAGUAAAAUUUUGCAAUGUACACUAUAAUGAACAGGAAGCCAAUGCGGCUGGAAAAGAAUUGGAGAUAUAUGAUCAAAAGUACGUGAGCGGGUAAUUAUCCUAGCUGCUGAAUUCUGGAUUAGCUGUAAUCGAUGAAGUUUUUAUGAAUCAUUUU